Darwinula stevensoni is the source of this 800-nucleotide messenger RNA. The record is from the annotation of a GenBank genome assembly. NCBI's taxonomy places the organism in Eukaryota, Metazoa, Arthropoda, Ostracoda, Podocopida, Darwinulidae.
AGUCCCAGUCUUGUGGAUAGUCAAUUGCAAGGGAUGCAAGGCAUUUUUUAAUAGUNCUGAGCCGAAACGACACAGAUUUCAAAAGGAUCGAAAGGCUGAUGCAGAAAACAAUCCAAAAUCACGGAGAUGGUUUUCAUUUUUACAAAUACAACAUUGAAAAAAUUGAACGGAUCAAGAACGAUGCCUUGAUGAAGAAAUACAAUAAAAAGAUGAAAGAAUUCCUUAAAAAUAAAUCACGUAUGGUGAACGAAAAAGAGCUAUUUCACGGUUCCCCAAACGCUGAUGAUAUCGUCCAUGAAGGCUUCGAUGAGAAACAGUCAACGGAUGGCAUGUAUGGACGUGGGAUCUACUUUGCUGAGGAUUCCUCAAAAAGCAACAAGUACGUGUUUCCUCGUGAUUGGUCAUGUCUGAAACAUGGUAGCAUAAAAAUUCAGCGUCGACGUUGCUACGAAUGCAAAAGAAAAAUGCUACUUUGCAAGGUGAUGCUAGGGAAGUCCAAAAAUAUGACCAAGAAAUUGAGAAAAGAUGAUGUUUUGGCUGGAUAUGACUCCGUAACAGGACGAGCUGCCAAAGACGGUCUCAACUACGAGGAAUAUGUUGUCUACCGUGGCGAACAGGCAUAUCCGGAGUACGUGAUCACCUAUACGAUCGUGAAACCCGAUUGAAGCAAUGAAGAGUAACGGGAGUGUCUCUCAGCCAUAUGCAAUAAAACUUUUUCAAAGGAGGCAUUGGUGGUUUUGAAUGGCAUGAAUCCUUCACAAGAACACUCGAAGCAGACAUUCCAUCAGUUCAUUUUCCAC